GAGAUUUGUUUAUAAAAUGGGUUUGAGUAGAAAACUAUCAAUAUGUGAUGUGGACGUAAGGUCGAAACGCGUUCUAAUACGUGUGGAUUUCAACGUUCCCCAAGACAAAAGCACUGGCGAAAUAACUAAUCCACAAAGAAUAGUUGCUGCACUACCGACCAUUAAAUAUUGUAUUGAUAAAAAUGCGCGUUCUAUAGUUCUCAUGAGCCAUCUUGGGCGCCCUGAUGGACAGGUUCAGACUCGAUAUUCUUUAAAAAUCGUUGCAGAAAAGUUAAGGGAACUGCUAAAGAAAGAAGUUAUAUUCCUUUCUGAUUGCGUUGGUCCGGAAGUUGAAAAGAUCUGUGCUAAUCCCAAAGAAGGGGCAAUUAUUUUAUUAGAAAACUUAAGGUUUCAUUGUGAAGAAGAAGGAAAGGGAAAAUCUUCUAAUGGCUCCACCGUCCGCGCCUCCUCAGAAAAAAUAAAAGCCUUCCGAGACUCCCUUACUAAACUUGGCGAUAUCUAUGUCAAUGAUGCGUUCGGUACUGCGCACAGGGCGCACAGUUCGAUGGUGGGAAUUAACCUCCCCCUUCGCUGUGCAGGUUUACUGAUGAAACGAGAACUGGACUACUUUGCUAUGGUUCUGGAGUCUCCCAAACGGCCGUUUUUAGCUAUUCUUGGAGGGGCAAAGGUCUCUGACAAGAUUCAGCUUGUAAAAACAAUGCUUGACAAAGUCGAUAAACUAAUUAUUGGAGGUGGGAUGGCCUAUACUUUUAAAAAAACCUUAUAUGGCAUUUCGAUUGGCGGCUCGUUGUUUGACGAAGACGGCUCUAAAAUAGUUGCUGAUAUUGCGGAAAAGGCAAAAAGCAAAAACGUUGAGCUGAUUUUUCCUUGUGACUACGUGACAGCCGACUCCUAUUCUCAAGAAGCUACGGUCGGAUACGCCACUGACGAGGAGGGCAUCCCUGGAAAGUGGAUGGGGCUAGAUUGCGGACCUCGAUCCAGCGAACGGUUCACCGCGGCUGUCUUAGAAGCUAAGCAGAUCCUGUGGAAUGGCCCCCUUGGCGUUUUUGAAUUUAAAAGGUUUGAGAGCGGAACAAAGAGAUUGAUGCAUGACAUUGUUAGAGCCACAGAAAAUGGAUGCAUCACCAUAGUAGGUGGCGGCGAUACGGCCACGUGCUGUCUGAAGUACAAAACAGAAGAUAAGGUAUCGCACGUGUCCACAGGUGGUGGGGCGAGCCUGGAGCUUCUCGAGGGGAAGACUCUUCCAGGCGUAGCCGCACUCUCCAGCAAAUAAAUAAAAAAAA
Molecule: messenger RNA, 1283 nt
Organism: Zophobas morio
Lineage: Eukaryota; Metazoa; Arthropoda; Insecta; Coleoptera; Tenebrionidae
Product: phosphoglycerate kinase 1-like
Exons: 11
Coding region: 17-1273 (418 amino acids)
Biological process (GO): glycolytic process; gluconeogenesis
Cellular component (GO): cytosol
Molecular function (GO): ADP binding; phosphoglycerate kinase activity; ATP binding
Source: RefSeq, a predicted model, not a curated record